AUGUUGCUCAAUUUAAAGGAUUUAAAUACUUUGGAAGAAGAAAUAUUUAAAGAUCUAGUGGACGUACGAAACUUCAAACGAUCUAUUCAGCACAUUUUUAAAGCCGUAUCAAGACAGCAAACAUCCAUUUCUGGAACUGCCGAACGGGAACCGGAAUGGUUAAAACUGAACAUAAUGAUGUUAGAGAACCGUCCAUCAGCGAUAAAUGUGUUUAAAACGCCAGAGAAUCAAGAUCGACUUAGAGAUCAAGCGUCUUCUCCCCGACAAGGAUUGGAAUUUGAAAAUGAAUCAGGCAUGCUGGGAUUGUGCCGAGACCAACGCAUGGUCUCACCUAUCAUUUUUGAGACGCAACCUCCCAAUGAGAUUUCGUACAAUUUCAACGCGAACACAACAAAUAAAAUUACAUUGCCAGCUGAUUAUGAAGUACAAUAA
This is a messenger RNA of Funneliformis mosseae, 432 nucleotides long. The record is from the annotation of a GenBank genome assembly. NCBI's taxonomy places the organism in Eukaryota, Fungi, Glomeromycota, Glomeromycetes, Glomerales, Glomeraceae.